AUGGAAGGUGCACCCGGACGGAGCGGUGCUGCCAGCUAUUUCCUGCACUGGUGUCCUGAAAAAGCCCCAGGGAGCUGCCAGCUUCGUGUUCUGGGGAACCUCGGCGAAUGGUUUGUCACCAGGGAGUGCUCUCCAUAUGCAGCUCACUUGUACGACGCUGAGGAUCCCUCCACCCCCGUCCGGACGAUACCAGGGCUUUGCCAAGACUACUGCCUGCAAGUGUGGCGAGAAUGCCGCUCCAUUUUUCGAUAUCUCUCUGCAGACCAAGAGUUAAUUGCACUGGAGAACAACAUGGCGAAAUUCUGCCGCUACCUGUCCUUGGAGGACACAGACUACUGUUUUCCACACCUGCUGGCUAACCAAAACCUUAACCAAAACCUGGGGCUAGUGACUGCCGAUGCAGAGGGCUGUCUCCAGCUCUGCCUCAUGGAGGUGGCCAACGGGCUGCACAAUCCCGUAGCGAUGGUGCACGCCAACGAUGGCACCCACAGGUUCUUCGUUGCGGAGCAGGUUGGCCUGGUGUGGACCUACCUCCCCGAUCGAUCCAGGCUUGAAAAGCCAUUUCUGAACAUCAGCGAAGCUGUACUUACCUCACCUUGGGAAGGAGACGAGAGAGGUUUUCUAGGUAUUGUCUUCCAUCCUAAAUUCAAAUUUAAUGGUAAAGUGUAUGUCUACUAUUCAGUUGAAGUUCGUUAUGAAGAGAGAAUCCGAAUCAGUGAGUUCAGAAUUUCUCCUGCUGACAUGAAUGCUUUGGACCAUGGUUCUGAAAGGAUAAUCCUGGAAGUAGAAGAACCCGCUUCCAACCAUAACGGAGGAGAGCUGCUCUUUGGAGACGAUGGGUAUCUCUAUAUAUUUACUGGAGAUGGAGGCAUGGCUGGGGAUCCUUUUGGGACCUUUGGAAACGCCCAGAACAAAUCAACCCUGCUGGGCAAAGUGCUGCGGAUCGAUGUGAACAACAACGACCGCGGGCCUCUGUACCAAAUCCCUCCCGACAACCCAUUUGUCAACGACCCUAAGGCUCGCCCUGAAAUCUAUGCGUACGGAGUGAGAAACAUGUGGCGCUGCUCUUUCGAUAGGGGCGAGCCUCAAACCAAGGAAGGGAAAGGGCGGCUCUUCUGCGGAGACGUGGGGCAAAAUAAAUAUGAAGAAAUCGAUAUCGUUGAGAAAGGGAAAAAUUAUGGCUGGAGGGCAAGGGAAGGAUUCAGCUGCUACGAUAAAAAACUUUGCGCCAAUUCUUCGAUGGACGAUGUGCUUCCAAUUUACGCGUAUCCACACCAAAUGGGGAAAUCCGUCACGGGAGGCUAUGUCUAUCGGGGUUGUGAGUCCCCAAACUUGAAUGGCCUGUACAUAUUUGGUGAUUUUAUGAGUGGACGCCUGAUGUCUCUGAAGGAGGAUCGUGCUACCGGAGAGUGGCAGUACAGUGAAAUCUGCAUGGGGACGGGACAAACAUGCAUGUUCCCUGGGCUUAUCAAUAACUAUUAUCAAUACAUCAUCUCCUUUGCUGAAGAUGAAGCAGGGGAACUUUACUUCAUGUCUACCGGCAUACCAAGUGCCACGGCUCCCCAUGGAGUGGUAUACAAAGUGGUGGACACCUCUAGGAGAGCGCCACCAGGAAAAUGCCGAGUUGAGCCGUCACCAGUGAAAGUAAAAAGCAAGCUCAUCCAGUUUGUGCCAAAGGAGAAGCUUAUCAUGAAAACACCAACGCCGCGCCCCCGGCUGAAGACCACGACCGAGGCCCCACGGGGAGUAGGGCCAGACCCCAAAACCCCCCGCACGCCGUCUGUGGACUGGCUGGGCUUCCCCCACGCGGUGCGGGCCAGCAAGAAGGCGGAAUUUGGGGAAGGGACCUCCCUCCGCAUUCUCCUGGACGACGUCCAGUGCUUCGGGGAGGAGAAGACACUGCUGGAAUGCGCCCACGCCGAGGUCGGCACGCACAACUGCUCCCACGAGGAGGACGCCGGCGUGGUGUGCAGCCAGGAGGAGGUGGCGGACUGGUGA
Opisthocomus hoazin is the source of this 1998-nucleotide messenger RNA. Lineage: Eukaryota; Metazoa; Chordata; Aves; Opisthocomiformes; Opisthocomidae. The record is from RefSeq and is a predicted model, not a curated record.